AUGGCCUCUACGAAGACCACCCCCUCCCGCGCGGACCGCCUCCCCAUCCACCGCCCCUCGGGCCGCUCCCUCGGCCUCACCUUCCACGCCCUCACCGUGCACGCCGCCGCCGCCGCCGCCACGCGCCCCACCGUCCCCGACGUCCCCGAACUCCUCCGCCGCGCCGUCGCCGUCCCGCUCGCGCUCCUCUCGCGCCGGCGCACCGCAACCCCCCUCCGCACAACCAUCCUCCACCCCAUCACCGGCGUCGUCUACCCGGGCGAGUGCCUCCUCGUGCUCGGGCGGCCGGGCGCGGGGUGCUCGACGGCGCUGCGGGUGCUGGCGAACGAGCGCGCGCCGUUCGCGCGGGUCGAGGUCGAGGGCGAGCUGCGGUAUGCGGGGCUGGGCGCGGACGCCGUGGCGAGCGGGUACGGGGACGAGGUGGUGUACUGCGGGGAGGAGGACGUGCAUUGCGCGAGGUUGGGGGUGGGGGAGACGGUGCGGUUUGCGGUGCGGUUGCACGGAGGAGGCGCGCGGGGGCAUCGUCGGCUGGGGGACGGCCGGGAGGGAGGGGGGUUCGAUGUUGAGGGGGUGACGGGCGCGCUGCUGGCGGCGCUGGGCAUCGGGCAUGUGGCUGGUACGGUCGUGGGGGAUUCGUACGUCCGGGGCGUGUCUGGGGGGGAGCGGAGGAGGGUGUCGUUGGCGGAGGCGUUGGCGGGGAAUCCGGCGGUGGCGAGCUGGGAUGAUCCGAUUCGGGGGUUGGAUAGCAGCGCGGCGUUGAGGUUCCUGCGGAUGCUGAAGGAGAUGUCGCGGGCGACGGGGAUGGCGAACGUGGCAACGCUGUAUCAGGCGUCGGAGAGCAUGUAUGCGGAGUGCUUUGACCGGGUCAUGGUGCUGUACGAGGGGAGGAUGGUCUACUGCGGACGGACUGGGGAAGCGAAGGGGUACUUUGAAGACCUCGGAUUCGUCUGCCGCAGCAGGCAGACGACUGCCGAGUUCCUGACCGCCGUGACGUCGCCGGUCGAGCGGGUGGUGCGGCAGGACCAGCAGGGCCCGGUUCCGCUGGAUCCCGACUCCAUGGCUAGAGCAUUCAUCGAGUCGGACCACUACCGGCGGCUCCAAGCCGACAGGGCUCACUACGACGCUACCAUCUCCUCCAACCCCUCCUACGUCCGCGCCUUCGCCGCCGAACACGCCCGCCUCCGCUCCCGCGGCGCCCUCCCCCGCUCCCGCCACUCGGCCAGCCUCUGGACCCAAACCCUCGUCGUCACCCGCCGUCACUUCCAACUCGUCCGCAACGACCUCCGCUCGCACCUCGUCGGCUUCCUCGUCGCCCUCACGGCCGCCCUCAUCAACGGCUCCGCCUUCUACCACGCCCCCAAAACGAGCACCGGCUCCUUCAUGAAAGGCGGCGGCAUCUUCUUCACCCUCAUCUACUUCUUCCUCGCCGCGCUCCCGCACGUCACCGCCACCGUCUCCGGCCGCACCCUCCUCGCGAAGCAGCACCGGCUCGGCAUCCUGCACCCGGCCGCUCUCGUGCUCGGCCAAACGCUCGGAGACGUGCCGCUCGCGGUGAGCGAGGUCCUGGUCUUCACCGCGCCGUACUACUUCCUGCUCGGCCUCGAUUCCACCAGCGCCGCCGCCUUUUUCACCUUCUUCGCCGUGCUGUCGGCCUUCUACUGCGCAGCCCUGUCGCUGUUCCGCGCCCUGGGCGCGUGGGCCCCCGGCCACAACGUCGCGCUGCUGGCCGCCGGCGCCGCCUUGCCCGUGUGUCAGCUCUACGCCGGCUAUGCGCCGUCCGUUCCCGAGGCGCUUGCGUGGGGGAAGUGGUUGCGCCGCGUGUCGCCCAGCCCGUGGGCGCUGGAGGCGUUGCUGGCGAAUGAGUUUGGCAGGAUUGAGUUGGCGUGCACCGAGGACCAGCUCGUGCCGAGUGGGGACGGGUAUGGGGGCGGGUAUCAGGGGUGUCCGCUGCCCGGGGUGGCCAAGGGCGAGACGAGUGUGGGUGGCGAGGCGUAUUUGAGGGCGUAUUUUGGAUACGAGACAGGGCAUCUGUGGCGGAAUUUUGGGAUCGUGGUGGCCAUGUGGGCCGUGUAUGUCGGGUUGGCUGUGGUUGGGUUGAUGGUGACGGUCAGGUUGGCGGGAAACGAUGGAGGUGUGUCUUUCAAGCGUGGGGCGAAGAUGACAACGCAUGGUGACGGUGAGAAGCCACUUUCACGCGACGCUGAUGCGGACUUGGAUGUGGAGAAGCUGGCUGGCUCUCCCAAGCCGGCACCAUCGCCGUCGAACCCACGGCUGGCGACGUCUCCGUCGAUAUCGGUCCGCGGCUCGCCACAAGACUCGGAGUGCGAGAAGGACGAGAGCAGCGGCGAGGACGAACAGCAAGCCCAGGCCCCAGCUGCCACGGCCUCGGCGGCAACCCUCACUUUCGACAAAGUCACAUACACAAUCAACGUCAACGGAAGGGAGAAAAGGCUCCUGAACGAAGUUAGUGGUUUCGUCAAGCCAGGCCAACUCACUGCCCUCAUGGGCGCGUCCGGAGCGGGCAAGACGACACUUCUCGACACACUGGCACAGCGCAAGACGGACGGAACUGUGUGCGGUGAGGUGCUUUUGAACGGCAGGCCACUGACGGCUGCGUUCGGCCGUGCGUGCGGCUUCUGCAUGCAGCAGGACGUCCAUGAACCGAACGCAACCGUCCGCGAGGCGCUACAGUUCUCCGCCGUUAUGAGGCAGCCCGCCGAGGUGGCCGAGGCAGAGAAGCUGUCCUAUGUUGAGAGCAUCAUCGAACUGCUUGAGCUGGGCCCAAUUGCCGAUGCUAUCAUUGGGAAGCCUGGCGUUGCGGGACUGGGUGUGGAGGAGCGGAAGCGCGUGACGAUUGGGGUCGAGUUGGCUGCGAAGCCUUCUGCGCUGCUGUUUCUCGAUGAGCCAACUUCUGGCUUGGAUUCGCAGGCCGCCUUCUCGAUUGUCCGCUUCCUCCACAAGAUCGCCGCCCAGGGCAUUCCCGUGCUGUGUACGAUCCACCAGCCAUCUGGCAUCAUUUUCGGCAUGUUCGACCACGUUCUACUGCUGGCACCCGGGGGCAACACUCUGUACUUUGGAAAGACUGGCCCCAACUGCCAGACGGUGGUCGACUACUUCGCCCGAUACGGUGCCAUCAUGGGAGAAAACGAGAACCCGGCCGAGUUCAUACUCAACACCGCGACGACUGCCAAAGACCCCCGAAAUGGACUGGGCCCGCACCUGUGCACAUCCCUGAGGCCCGAAGGCGACAACCCCAACACCGCCGCCGCAUCUGCCUCCGCCCACCGUGCCUUCGCCCUCUCCCUCCCACAACAAAUCCUCAAAGUGACCAAACGCCACUUCGUCUCCACCUGGCGCGACGGGCCCUACAACCUCAGCAAACUCUUCAAGUGCCUCUUCGUCGAGCUCUUCAUCGCCUUCAGUUUCUACCACCCAUCCUCCACCCUCCAAGGCACGCAAAACCGCGUCCUCUUCUUCCUCAUCUUCUCCUGGCUCGUCCCCGCACUCAUGCCCGACAUCCAAUCCUCCUGGUUCGCCGCGCACUCGCUGUACACGGCGCGGGAAAAAAACGGCACCUACACGCUCCCCGCGCUCGUCUCGGCCCUCGUCCUCGUCGAGCUGCCCGCGCAAUGCGCCUCCCUCUCGCUCGUGUUCCUCUGCGUCUACUGGACGCUCGGCUACCCCGCGACCGCGACCCAGGCCGGCUACGAGUACCUGCUGUUCGUGCUCUACGCCGCGUUCGGCACCGGAUUCGCGCAAUGCAUCGCCGCCUGCUGCCCGACCGAGCGGCUCGCGGGCUGCGCCAACUCGCUGUCCUGGGUCGUGCUCACAGCGUUCGCCGGCGCCGCCGUCCCGCACGCGCUGAUGAAUGCGUUUUACCGGCGGUGGAUGUUUUGGGCCGAUCCGCUGCGCUACUUGGUCGGCGGGAGUGCCGCCAAUGUGAUGCACGGGUUGGAGGUGCGGUGUGCGGAGCGCGAUCUGACGAGGUUCGAUCCGCCGCCGGGGGAGACGUGUGGGGCGUAUAUGGCGCGUUAUUUGGCGAGGAGUGCCGGGUAUUUGGUCGAUGCGGAGGCGAGGAAGGAUUGUGGGUAUUGUGGAUAUAAGACGGGGGAUGAGUAUGCGGCAUCGUUGGAUUUUCGGUGGGAGGGGAGGUGGAGGGAUUUGGGCAUCUUUGUGGUGUUUUGUGUUGGUAACAUUGUGCUUGCGUUUGUUGUGCCGUUGUGGAGGGAGAGGGGGUUGAAAGGAUUAUGGAGGCGGGGGUAG
Molecule: messenger RNA, 4263 nt
Organism: Diplodia corticola
Lineage: Eukaryota; Fungi; Ascomycota; Dothideomycetes; Botryosphaeriales; Botryosphaeriaceae
Product: abc transporter pmr5
Exons: 4
Coding region: 1-4263 (1420 amino acids)
Biological process (GO): transmembrane transport
Cellular component (GO): membrane
Molecular function (GO): ATP hydrolysis activity; ATP binding; ABC-type transporter activity
Source: RefSeq, a predicted model, not a curated record